This is a messenger RNA of Gongylonema pulchrum, 534 nucleotides long. NCBI's taxonomy places the organism in Eukaryota, Metazoa, Nematoda, Chromadorea, Rhabditida, Gongylonematidae. The record is from the annotation of a GenBank genome assembly.
UUAUGCAAAAAAUAUAAACACACGAAGAGCCAACAAAACAUUUGGGUUUUAGUUCGCGCAACCAAUUUUGACAACUGGUGUCCAGAACGCCCAUAUAUACAUGGCGGUGGUUUGAGUGGCAAGUACUAUCUAGAGAAUGUUCACUUCCAUUGGUCACAGAGUUAUUUAGACGGCAGUGAGCAUCACAUCGGUGGACGCAGCUUUGUUCAUAUGUUGCAUGUGCAUGAAGGUUAUGAUCUGGACGACAGCGCAUGGCCAGCGAAUAUGUUCGCUGCAGUGGCCAUUUUCGUUAAAGUUGACAACGAUGGAAGGAAUUUCAGAAAUCUGACUAACUUUCGGCCGCACUUGCUACUUCCACAUGAUACGAGUACCUUUUAUCGAUACAAUGGUUCGCUAUCAACACCGCCAUGCAGUGAGAAAGUGACUUGGUUUGUGCUAACAAACCCAAUAUCAAUCACCGAUGAGCAGGUACUUUCGCUUUGUCCACUUUCCCGCCCUGCAUUCAAGAAUAUCUCUCAGCAGCUGACGUUAUAA